CCGUCCCGUUCGGAUCUGAACACCCCUAACCCUAACGCCGCUGCCGCCUCCUCGAUGGCAUAUUGCGACGAUGACUUCGCCCUCCUCAGUGACGAAGCCCAGUCGCAGCCACAGCCGCCGUUCGCCACCCACCGCUACGUCUCCUCCAAGCCACCGGUUAUCACCCACCACCACCACCACCACCUCGCUUCCAUCCCGAUCCCCAUAGACAAGCAGGCGGUCGUCGACGGCUCUAGCGUCGACGAACAUGAGGGAUACGGCGAGGCCUUCGCCCAUACGGACGUCUCUCACCACUGCUUCCCCGACAAUGCCACCGACCCGUUCGCCCCUCAGCAGCAUCCUGCCGCGGAGGAAGUCGAUGGCGACGAGGAUGGAGGAGCCGAGAAUAACCCAGAAAACAAGGGGGCUUCGAUAUCUGCUUCCCACCGCAAUCUACACCAGCAGCAGCAGAUGCCACAUCAUAUCCUGCCCAAGCGUAAGGAUCGCGACGCCUUGAGCGACGGCGAAUCGCCUUACUGCCACAAUAUCAACGCAGCUGCGAACAAGAAGUCGAAGUCAAUGCCAUCGUCGGGAGACUACCGGAAGGAUCGAGAGGAGUGGAGCGACACGGCCAUCGGCUCCCUCCUCGACGCCUACGCGGAGAAAUUCGUGCAGCUCAGCCGGGGUAACCUGCGGGGAAGGGACUGGGAAGACGUAGCCACUAUUGUUAGCGAGCGUUGCAACAGGCAGAAGGCUGCAAAGAGCGUGGAGCAAUGCAAGAACAAAAUUGACAACCUCAAGAAGCGAUACAAGGUCGAGUGUCAGCGGCUCAGCAGCAGUGGCCUCCCUGGUAGCCACUGGACAUGGUUUAAAAAGAUGGAGCAGCUCGUUGGCUCAUCAUCCUCGUCAAAGGCUGUUAUCGACGAUGAUAAAUCCGUUUCUCUUUGUGGUCCUGCAACAGUCUCGAAACCCAUGAAAAGAUGUCCUGUUUCUGUAACUGGACCUGUGAGUGUAAAUAACAAUUCAAAGAUGAAAGUAUUGCCAAGCCCACGGUGGAAGAGAGUUAUCUUAAAGAUUAGUGGCAUGGCAUUAUCUGGAGGUACUCAGAAUGUCGACCCUAAGAUAGUGAUGCUAAUCGCCAAGGAAAUCGCAAUUGCUAAUGGUUCUGGCAUGGAGGUGGCCGUCGUUGUUGGAGGUCGAAAUUUCUUUUGUGGUGAUACUUGGAUGGCUGCAACUGGAGUUGAUAGGGCCACAACUUUUCAGAUAAGAAUGAUGGCAUCAUUGAUGAAUUCUAUAAUGCUCCAAGCUUCUCUAGAGAAGAUUGGUAUCGAGGCACGCUUACAUUCUACCUUAAUGAUGCAAGAUAUUGCCGAACCGUAUAUACGACGACGUGCUAUUCGUCAUCUUGAAAAAGGCAAAGUUGUUAUUUUUGGAGGAGCUGGUGCUGAGACAGGAAAUCCACUCAUUAGCACUGAUACUGCAGCUGUCUUGAAGGCCUCUGAGAUUCAUGCAGAUGCCGUCCUCAAAGGCAUUCCUACAGAUGAGUUCUACAAUUUUCAGUCAACAAACAGCAGUGGCAGUUCAUUUGAGCACAUUUCCUUCAGAGAAUUCAUGUCAAGAGGGUUUACUGCAGUGGACAUAGCUGCACUAAAUUUUUGCGAAGACAACAACAUUCCUGUUAUUCUCUUUAGUUUAUCAGAACCAGGCAAUCUAUCAAAGGCAUUUUGUGGAGACCAAGUAGGUAUACUGAUCGACCAAUCAGGGAGGAUUAACGGAUAAUGUGUUGCCUCCCCAAGGUAGUGAACUGAAAUACUUUUUGGAGCUGCAUGCAUACAAGGCCUUUUGCGAGUGUAGAAGCUGGUAUCUUCUAUGGAUACAAUGAUUCUUGAUUUAUGGUGAAUUUCGGAAUACAAAACCAGCUCCACUUCAUAUUGUGAUCCAUGUUGAUGGUUUCUAUGUCAGAUUUUGUUGUUUAUUGUAGCUGUAUAUUAUUUGGAUGCAUUGCGCGAGUGAUUUCAAAGGAGAUCCUAGGAAUAGAUCUACCUUGCUGGGUUGUUGAUAGGUUGGGACAGUAUUCCUUGUGCAUAUAUGUAUUAUUUGCAUUGGUCUACAAUUGAAUUUUAAAUAAUUUUUCAUUCGAGCACAAUGAACAUGACUCUUCAUUUUUGUUGAUCCCCCCCAAGGACAAAUCCUUUUGUCGUCCAAUCUCAGCCUCCCCAUCAAAUGUGUACUUUGGAU
Zingiber officinale is the source of this 2217-nucleotide messenger RNA. RefSeq lists its product as uncharacterized. The record is from RefSeq and is a predicted model, not a curated record. Gene Ontology annotation, biological process: UDP biosynthetic process. NCBI's taxonomy places the organism in Eukaryota, Viridiplantae, Streptophyta, Magnoliopsida, Zingiberales, Zingiberaceae. The transcript has 7 exons. Gene Ontology annotation, molecular function: UMP kinase activity. Gene Ontology annotation, cellular component: cytoplasm. The coding region runs from base 55 to 1758 and encodes 567 amino acids.